Molecule: messenger RNA, 3716 nt
Organism: Harpia harpyja (harpy eagle)
Lineage: Eukaryota; Metazoa; Chordata; Aves; Accipitriformes; Accipitridae
Gene: ANAPC7
Product: anaphase promoting complex subunit 7
Exons: 9
Coding region: 1276-2559 (427 amino acids)
Biological process (GO): cell division
Molecular function (GO): protein binding
Source: RefSeq, a predicted model, not a curated record
UUGAAAUCUGUAUCAUCCAUUUGAUAGUUCUUCUUUGCAUGUUAUCAUGAAUAGUUUUCGUGGGGCAAAGAAUAAUGGCUGUUCUAAACAAAAGCAUCUACCAGGAGAAAAAUGUAUGUGAUUGCAAACAGCUGAGUUACUGCAAGUUAGUAAGCAAUUGCCAGACACCUGACUGAAUAAUCCUCUGCAGUUCUGAGUCAAACAUGUGAAUGCAAGAGCCAAAGCAGUUGUUUAAAUUAAUGUACUUUGCCUGGCUGUAACCACAAAGUGGAGUCCUAGUCUCUGUGGAAGAGCUAUGUAUCACUGGACAGGAAAGGCACGCUGUCACCUGCUCAAGCUGAAGGGGAGACUUGUAGCCUAGUUGUCUCACAAGGUUGACUGUUCUGUGGUGUCUUCACUAUUAGCCAGUCAACAUAACUUGCUAAAUUGUGAUUGCUCAAACUGAGCAAGUGUUUUAAUAUACUCUUGAACUCAGAAUGUGUAUGGAAUGGCACUUCAUGUCUUAUUGUAUAGUUUGAGCAAUGUGAGAUCCUUGAACGGCUGAAGACUUCGGCAAGUAGAAGGAAUGCCAGUGCUCCAUCUUUUAAAAUCUUUUCAUCCUUUUUAGUAACAGUUUAGAUAAUGUUAAAUAUUUAGAUCCCAUUGUGGUCUGCAGUGUCAAAUACGUUGAGUCUUUGCUUGCUGGCUUUGUUAUGUCAUAAGGGCUUAAAAGAUUAAUGAGCACAUCAGGUCAAUCAACUAUGUUUCAUGUUAACAGUAUUCCUGUAGUGUGCUAACAGUGUAUGUGGCUUAGACUCUAGUAACGUCAAAGUGUUCUGUUUAAAGACCAACUUAUGGAACAGAAAAAGAAGAAAAGAUUGAGAAUAGCAAACUUUUUACCUAUACACACUAAUAAAAUAAAGUAUUGUAGCAGAAACCAGCUGCUUUUGUUGUGUAGAGCUCAAAUAAUUUCUGUUCUUUUAUCAAUUGUGACUUCAUUCAGAAGCUAAAUAGAAACUUUCUCUGCCUUCCUAAGCUAAUUCUCUCAAAGACUUCCAUUGAUAUGGAGAGAUCAACUGAAAGAAGGCUAAUGUAAUGGAUAUACAGGUCCCUCUUGGCAUCCUAUAUAAACGCUUGCCCAUCUUUUGACUUCUUGUAUGCAAAACAGUGAGAUUUCAAGAUGCACUAUGCAAAUACAAAAGAAUGUAACUUUUAUCUUUGGACUCAGCAAGGAGCAACAGUUUUAAUUUUAUACUAUAUGGUACUACAGUGUUCUCGGAAGAAGAGCAGAUCAAUAUGAUGUUGGCCAAUCUAUACAAGAAAGCAGGUCAAGAACGCUCAUCUGUUACGAGCUACAAAGAAGUACUAAGGCAGUGCCCUUUAGCACUUGAUGCCAUACUAGGCUUGCUCUCGCUGUCGGUGAAAGGUGCAGAAGUGGCCUCCAUGACAAUCAACGUAAUUCAGAGUAUUCCUAACUUGGAUUGGCUUUCCGUGUGGAUCAAGGCAUAUGCUUUUGUCCAUACUGGAGAUAAUACAAGAGCAAUAAACACCAUUUGCUCUUUAGAGAAAAAGUCAUUGCUGAGGGAUAAUGUAGACUUACUGGGGAGCUUAGCAGACCUGUAUUUCAGAGCUGGAGAUAAUAAAAACUCUAUUCUAAAAUUUGAACAAGCACAAAUGUUGGAUCCUUACCUAAUAAAAGGAAUGGAUGUAUAUGGUUAUUUAUUGGCACGUGAAGGUCGACUAGAGGAUGUGGAGAACUUGGGCUGCCGUCUCUUCAAUAUUUCUGAUCAACAUGCGGAACCCUGGGUGGUAUCUGGGUGUCACAGUUUCUACAGUAAACGAUACUCUCGUGCCUUAUAUUUAGGAGCCAAAGCUAUCCAGCUUAAUAGUAACAGUGUUCAAGCUCUCCUGCUGAAAGGAGCUGCUCUUAGGAAUAUGGGCCGAGUACAAGAAGCAAUUAUACACUUUCGUGAAGCAAUACGCCUUGCGCCUUGCAGGCUGGAUUGCUAUGAAGGUCUCAUCGAAUGUUACCUAGCAUCCAACAGCAUCCGUGAAGCUAUGGUUAUGGCAAAUAAUGUGUAUAAAACUCUGGGAGCAAAUGCACAGACACUCACUCUAUUAGCGACAGUCUGUCUCGAAGACCCAGUCACACAGGAAAAAGCAAAAACAUUAUUGGACAAAGCGCUAACGCAAAGACCUGAUUACAUUAAAGCCGUGGUAAAGAAAGCAGAACUUCUUAGUAGAGAACAAAAGUAUGAAGAUGGAAUUGCUUUGCUGAGGAAUGCACUGGCUAAUCAGAGUGAUUGUGUUCUGCACCGAAUACUGGGAGACUUUCUUGUAGCUGUCAAUGAGUAUCAGGAAGCAAUGGACCAGUACAGUAUUGCCCUAAGCUUGGAUCCAAAUGAUCAGAAGUCACUAGAAGGAAUGCAGAAAAUGGAAAAAGAGGAAAGUCCAACAGAUGCAACCCAGGAAGAAGAUGUGGAUGAUAUGGAGGGAAGUGGAGAAGAAGGGGACUUGGAAGGCAGUGACAGUGAAGCAGCUCAGUGGGCAGAUCAAGAACAGUGGUUUGGCAUGCAGUAAUGGCCUCUCAUCCUGCUGCUUGUUUUGGCACUUGAACAUACCACUAGGGCCAUUCUUUGAAAAACACAAACUAUGAUUUUUGCAGUAACAAAGGACUUUUUUUUUUCUUCUUCUUUUUUUUGUUUUUUGAAAAAUAGACUCUGAAACCAUUUAAUAGUUCUAUGCAUCUCAAUGCCAUGAAGAUUCUUGAUGCUUCUUAUUUAUUAAGUGUAAGGGACUAACUGUGUUGGAGGUUAUUUGCAACUUUCAUUUCAAAAAAAUCCUGCUAAAACUAAAAACAUUAGAAUCUGAAGUGUGUAAUAAGCCUGUUUAUGAUGAAAACAAUGUCUAAAUUCUGUCCAAGGCUAAGUGUGCUUGAUCGAUUUGUAAAUACAGUGGUUUGUACUCCUUUGUGGAAAAGGUCUUCCUCUCUUGUUUGUAUGCUACCAUUUGGGCUCACGCUCCUGUUGAAGUCUGGAGGAGUUGCUUGGGUGUGGCUGAAAGCAGCACUUUUCUCUUGCUGUGUUUGUUGAAUUAAUUUGUUUGUUUAUAAGGCAUUACAUGUGCUGUAAAGGAGAAGUUUGGUACGCUAGGCAACUUUGACUUACAGGACGCUUUUGUAAGCUGACUGAUUUCAUUGUGUACAGAACUAAGCCAGUGUUGGAGAAUUACAGUCAUUUCCUCAAUCCUUACUAAACCCUGUAAUCACUUAAAGACUGUACAUGAACAUUUAUUUUUAAAUGCAGUUUAGUUUUAUUUCAGUAUGUUACUAAAAGGUUUUACAGCGGUGACUCAAAGCACUUCACAUUCUCUAUACAGCACUGACAUUUAAAAUGAUAUAAAAACAAUUCAUGCCUUUUCACUUGCAUUGCUGUAGAAAUGUUAAAUUAUUCAAAUACACAUAUUGUCUUGGUUUUGCCAUGUUUAUACACUUCAUGUUUUUGUCAGGUAAUAUUUGAAUUCAUGUGUUUUCCCUCACCUUUUGAAGCAAAGUUGCAUUGCUUCACGUACAAAUUCUCAACGUCGGUCUUUGAAGGGUGAGCUUCUUUGUGUAAUCUAGAAACUGUUUCAGUUCUGUGGGCUUGAUGUGUGGGAGGAGGAAUUACUUCUUGCUCUUAUUUUUCUUAUAGUUCUGAUUUCCUUACUUUUUACUAAAACAUGCAUUUUUAUAUUGGCAA